CACAAAAGCCUGCAUGGUCCAUGUCUAAUUCAAUAUCGCAUCAGGCCUAGAGGGUGAAUUUGUUGUCAUCCUGGAGCCAAUUGCCAGUCACUACAUGCAAGUGCGCAUAGCGACAUUUCCGCAAAGGCUUACAACUGCUGUGUUUUAUCGAAAGCAAAGCCAUCACUGUUCGACGCCAUACCUGCUUCCAUUGAUAUCAUCACCUCAUCACGCUAUCCCCCGCCAGAGGAUAUAUACACCCAAGCUACGUCGACACUUCUCUGCUUCAGCCCCAGUCACCGACAACAAAUCGUCUGGAAGUCCCACGACCUUGAAGAAUGUGGACUUCUGGCCAGAGCCAACUCCAUCUCAAGAUGCAGCCGCUCCAGAGUCUGCUGAUUCGGUAGAUUCGGAUGAAAAGGCUGCAGAGGCAGCAAAAUGGGAAAGUAUUCUUGAGGAUGCCUUCUUUUACGGCAUCCGCUCAAAGUCCCGGUUGCUGUUCGAGUCAGACGUUGGUCACCUUGAGAACCGUGACACUCGAAUAACCGAUCUACCCCCAGCCAGACAGAAUAUCGAUCUCUGGCUUGUCCUGCUUCGAGCUCAAGCGCUACAUAAUGGCCAUGAUGGCAUCAAAGCCAUUUACCAUGGCAUCACGAGUCGUGGUACGCUAGUUAGGCUGGAAGGUGACGACCCGAGUGUGUCAGCAUUAUGGCAGGUCUUUCUUGCUGCUGGCUCCGUUGACUUCGAAUUCUUACGAACCCUUGCCGGAGAGGCUCUGAGCUAUGAUCUUCACCGGCCUUAUAUCUUUAGGGAGAUUGUGGGUGCGGCAUUAGAGGGGGACACGCCCGCUCGAGCAACUGAGCUUGCUCAGUUUCUCUAUUCGCGUUUUCGAGGAAAAGAAGAUCUCUCGCAUAUCUUUUUGAGCAUGACACGUUCGAGUUCUCCUCAAGCAUUAACCUCCUUCUGUAAUGUUUACAGCCACUUGCCUAGGGGCAACAUUUAUGCCGACGUCAUUCCUCAACUUUGGAGCCUGGAAAGAUUUUCGGACGCUUUUGAUCUGCAUUUUUUUCUGUUGUCGAAAGGUGAUCUGCCACCGACUUUUGAAGUACUUCAACCUCUGAUUGUGCACUUGGUUCAUCAGGAGGAAAAUGGGCAGAGUCAGGAGCAAAGAUUGAACACAUUCCUUGGCCCGCUAAAAAGAGCAGGCGCUUCGUUUGAAGCUCAAACCCGGCGCUUUUGGGCUCUUGAAGCGAGCAAGCUCACCGAACAUUCUCCAGAGACGCUCAACACCGUUGCACACCGACAGCGGAGACAAAGUCCUCGGAAAUUCAGCGAUACCUUUGUUGCACGAGCAUUUGCAACGCGCGCUAUUCCGUUCGAGUUCACUGUAAACAGUCUAAUUCCUAUGGGUUUGGUCGAAGUGGGACCCCAAUCGGUGCGCGAAAUGGUGUCUUCAUCACCAGAUCUCGCAACGGUCCAGAAUCGUUUCAAACUUCUUCAGGACCGUGGGAUUGACACAGGCUCGUCGGCCUAUGUCCGCACCUUGCGCAACACCGCGUCUGCUGGCCGAUGGGAGAUUCUUCGAUCUUUGGUGGAUAAUGACAUGCACCACCAAGUCUUUGAAGACGAAAACACCCAGCUUCAGUUCCUUUUAAAAUAUUAUCGGUCCAACGAGUGGCCGAAACUGAAUAGAACGCUCGCCGUUCUGAAUCUUGGCAAUUUCGGAGAGGAAGAAAAUCGACAGGCCCAAGGUUUUCUCCUGCGGGCGAUGGCGCAGUUGAAACACUAUCAGGGUAUGAUCCGCUUACUGUCUGAUAUGCGAAUGCAUCGAGAAAAGACCCCGAUGAUAGAUGCAGUUGUACGCGACGUGCUCACCAGCCUAAGGGAUGACAUUCACCGACAUGUCCUUGACAAACAACGCGAUUCCGGGGAUCUGACUACAGCACACAUUGGAAUCUUGCAGCAGCUGGCGGGUGCUGGUGCGCUGAUCCCAUUGCGAACGUGGCAGUAUAGUUUAUUCUCCCUCGGAAAAUUGGAUCGACUGGAAGCCUUGGCACGUCUUUCAUACUGGCUCGCUGAAUUCUAUCAACCAAAUGCUAUAGCUGCGCAUUACGAUCUCAAAGGCAAACGACUUCCUGCACGCGACACUGACCUGAGGAGGGUUUUCACUCCCGACUACCAAAAGGGACUGAUGGCCUGGGCGUUCCGCCCACGAUCCUGGCAGACCAAGGCGGUCAAGACUAAAAAGCUGUUAUUUGCCGAGCGCUGCCUCAGAUGGGCUCCUAUUUUGAAACGACUCAGGGACCAAUAUAACGUCCCUGUCGAUGAGGAACAGAUUCAGGAAUGGUACUUGGACAGAGUCCGAAUGCUGUUCUCGAUAUCCAACUAUGGCUUCGAAGAGCAAUACAACAACGUUCAACGGGAACGUAAUCCUCACCCUUAUUGGCUUUAUUGGGCACUGUACGAUGCGAGGUGGCAACCACGAUCCAAGCCACUUCGGUAUGAGAAGAGCUUCCUUUUGCUAGGCUUACUCACUUCGGGCCGCCAGGAACGCAGGUACAAACUGCGGCAGCAGAGGUUGUCUGAUACAAGGAAGCAUGUCUCUGGACCUGCGGAAAUUCGAGCGGCCCUAGCAGCAAGAGACGCAGAACAAGAAGAAACGGAGGAAAGCGGGUUCGACGAGUCGACUAAGGAAGAUCUAACUGUUUUAUAUAGGGACCGCGGGCCGUCCCGGACGACAAACUGAAGACGUACAGAAGAGAAUCAUAACUGAAGUUUGUCAUUAGGUUGUUAACUCAAGACAUCAUCAUGACCGUGGACGAGUAAUCGAUGUCCAGUCCUCAGAUACCACGUGAGAGAUUCCGUAUAAAAGUGGCAUCAUU
Molecule: messenger RNA, 2861 nt
Organism: Exophiala mesophila
Lineage: Eukaryota; Fungi; Ascomycota; Eurotiomycetes; Chaetothyriales; Herpotrichiellaceae
Exons: 1
Coding region: 95-2725 (876 amino acids)
Source: RefSeq, a predicted model, not a curated record